Molecule: messenger RNA, 4687 nt
Organism: Lates calcarifer (barramundi perch)
Lineage: Eukaryota; Metazoa; Chordata; Actinopteri; Centropomidae
Exons: 7
Coding region: 172-4167 (1331 amino acids)
Biological process (GO): positive regulation of transcription elongation by RNA polymerase II
Molecular function (GO): protein binding
Source: RefSeq, a predicted model, not a curated record
GCUGUCAGUCAGCGACUCAGUCGCUUAGAUGUGACAACAGUGCGGGAGACAUGUUAAUACUUCUUUGAGUUUGCCUUAGAUGUUUAAAUUUCGUGUUCUAAUUUGGAUUAUAGUUUAGUUGCCCGAAACACGGCCGCUCGUGCAACAGAAAAAUACAGUGCCCAUGUGGACAUGCAGAGGUACUGGUGGCCAGGUUAUGAGAUGCAGCUUCUGGCAGAGCUGCAGAGACAACAAAACAACGCCCAAUUCUGUGAUACCCUGUUACAAACUGAGGGUAUCUCAGUGCCAACCCACAGUUGCAUCCUUGCAGCUCUCAGCCCUUACCUGUCUCAGAAGCUGUCAGCCUCCCCGUCUCCUCCGUCCGGCCAGAAGCAUCGGCUCCAGCUCCAGCCUGUGAAGGCCCAGACCCUGUUGAAGCUGGUUGGUCUGCUGUAUUCUGGGCAGCUGGAGGUAAAAGGAAGCGUUGAACAUGAUGACGUGUUGGCUGUAGCCCGCCAGUUUGGGAUUGCAGAUCUUGUAGAGGGGCAGAAAGAUGAGGGGAUGAAUGUGGCAGAACUCCAAGAGAAGAGGCGGAGUCUCGGGCGUUUCAGAGAGAAUGGCCGUCAAGCCGAGGAAAGCAGAUGGAGGGAUGAAAACAGGAAAAUGCAGGAUGCACAAGUUCAGGCUGAGAUGGUUGGAAGGAGGGAUACAGAUUCUCCAAUUGAAAAGAGAAGUUGUAUAUCUAUAGGAACACAGACUGUUAAAGCUGGUGAAAAGUCAGUGGGCAGUUUUAUUAUUCUGUCCGGCCAAGCUACCCCUCUGUCCCCAGAGUCUGAACUCAAAGCUCAAAGCUUGGAUUUUUCUGUCAUGUUGCAACCCCAAAGCCUCACACUUGAUAAACAGUUUUGCUCCACUUCUUGCCCAGGCAUUUAUAGUAUGGACAAGGGAGCACCAAGCGAUGGAGAGUCUCCAUUAAACCAAUCCUCUGGCUGUGUAAUAAAUCCCACAUCAACUCCAGCUUUGUUUGGUGAGACGUUGACCUUCCCCAUUUCACUUAUUGAUGACUCAGAGUCCCCAAGUCGUGAGGAGGGCAGCGGCCACCAGCAGUCAUCUGAGUCCGGGGACAGUCUACAGGCCUUGGCUGAGGAAAGAACAGAACUGGAGAAUGGAAAAAGAAAUGGCAUGACAGCUGACGACAGAGGAGAUACAGAGCAGCCAAGCCAGGCUGACAUAGAUGAGAUGCCAGGAGAAGAAAGCACAAAGUCUACAGUGAGGCAUGUUGGCACGAAGAACAUGGCCAAGAUGAAAGAGAUGCAGCAGAUGAUGGAGACCACACAGAUCUCUAUCAGGGUGAAGCUGAGGAGGAGGACUAAAGGAGAAGUGUGGGAGGUGGUGAGCAUGCGAGAUGCAGAUGAGACCUUGUCAGUUCUUGCCUCCCUGAGACAGGAUGGCUGCCACCACAAAAGGCCAGAGACAGACCUUUCAGACAUUCCUCUUCCUCCCUCCCUUGUCCAGCCAAACCCAAUACAGAAACCAGAAUGGCAUAUUCUUCAACCUGUUACCAACUCCCUCACAUCACCACUUCACCCCAACACCUCCUCUGACUCCCAGCCACCCUCUAGUGACUGCUUCACCCCAAACCAGAACGAUGGCCUCAAGGCAGCUCCAGUUCUGCAGCAUCAGGACUCUGUAGAGGAGUCUGAUGAGCAGAUAGAGAGGCUGUUGGAAGACAUCAUGAUGGGCAUCAAUAUCCUCCCCAACUUGGAGAGGGACUUCAAGAAGUCUCAUCACCUUCAACUGAGCCAUGACGGAGUACUGAAUAUUUCCCAAGACCCAGUUACACAGAACGAUGCAGGGCACAAUCAGAUGCAUGCUGCUGUCAGUGCAGCAGGGUGUGUGUUUAACCAGGAUUUGGGUUCACAAACUUGCAACUCAUCAGCAGAUACAGGUAUCCAUUGUUGUUUCACAGUUCAGAACCAGUCCAGCUGCUCAAGCCUUUCCUCUGUACUGCCAGAUGCUGCGGUAAUCCAACAACGGCAGGAGUGCUCUCCACACUAUUAUUCAUCUGUCAGAUCCAUGUGGCAGAGUGAUGAAAUGAGCCAUCAGAACAUGCCGUUAUCCAAAAGUCAAGAAUGUCCACAUCUUGACGCACCUACAACAAGAUCAGUCAUACCCUCAGCUUUCUUCUCUUCUGGGCAGAAACUACAUUAUCCAGCAUUAUGGGACCUGUCCUCACAAGACAGUCAGCACAAUCUUGAGUUUUUACCUCUGAAGAAUGGCAAUGAGACACAGUCCAUGCAUACUACUGUCCUGUCUAUACCUUGCAUGGACGAUUUGCGGCUUCCUCAAUGUCUCUCUCCAUUAGAGCCUUGCACUUCAGCGACAAAACAUCAGCCUGUCCCCAACAACCCCGUGAACCUUGGUAAUAAAGUUCAGCAACAGCCAUCUCUACAUGGGCGACCUUGGCUGACAGAAAACCCUGGAUCGCUAAAAUUUCCCCUGAGUGCCAUCACUUGCAAAGAAAAUAAAAGUAUGUCUUUACCACAGGAUACUAACUACAACUGUUUGUCAAAGCACCGGCAGGAACAUCUGGAGUUGAAUCGACAAAAUGAGGGUAUCUUGGCAGAAUCUUGUACUGUGAAAGAGGUGGAAGAGAGAGAAACGCUAUCUUCUGUUCAACCAAAUGCUGCAGAACUGAAAUCUGACCCAAGGAAGAUGAAGGAAGACAACACAGCUGGGAAUACAAUGGCACCUAAAAGGAGGACAAAACGCACCAGUCAUCCACAAGAUGCUGCCAGUUCUCUCUUGGCAUACAAACAUGUAAAAAUCGGUGAUGGAACAAAGAGUCAAAUCAACUUGAGUGUUUGUCAAGUCAGUUUAUCAAGCAACAAUGUACUUGCCAAGGAAAGAGGAAUGGCCACCAGCUCUAUGAACAUUCUAUCCAAACCAAAUCAGCAGUCACUUGUCACAGAGAGCUUGAGAGAGAAACCCCGAAUAUCUGUGGCGAAUACUGCCCAAACUCGGAUCAGAACCAGGGGUUUUUUGAAAAAAACUGAAAAGUCACCAAGUGACACAAGCCCAGAAGAUUCUUUAGUUGCAAAACCUGGGGCCUAUAGAGCUCAGACGGCAAAUAAACAAGGAGUCACAAACCAGAAACGUGGAAGACCACCAAAAACAAAACUUAAAGAUCCUAUCCCUCCGAACAACAAUCCUGCUCUCCCUGAAAAGAUGGGCUCUAAUGAAGAAAGUCAGCAGAAAAUGGACAGGAAUUUGCCAAAAGAGGAUUUAGAAAAGGGGGACAAAACAAAGCAGAAGUGCAAAAAAAGGAGGCUGAAUAGAAGCACAGAGGAGGGGGUAAUUCCACCAAAGAAGACCAUAAGCAUUGAGAGCACUGACAAGCCUGAUGCAGGUAUCAAUGACAUAAUCCCAGACGUAAGAAAACUUGGGGCAUCCAAAUGGCCACAGAUGGUCACUCUGAAGGAGUUUCAGAAGCUUAUUAAAAGGCAACACUCAAAAACAAGGAAGUUAAAAGAAAGCCAGGAAACAAAUGGAACUGUAAAAGAUGCAGAAAGUGAAGGGAUGGUGAACAGAGACAGCACAUACAAGGAAUCAGCUAAAGACAAAGAGAUGGACAUAGACAUCACUCAGCCUCAAGACCGGGUCGGGAGUGAACAGUCUCCGGUCAUUAGUGUCACAGUUGAUAAAAAUCACAAUCAAGUUUUCAGCGAAUCAACAGAUGGCACAGACAGCUCUACUAAGAAGACCAGUUUUUUGUGUGGUGGAAACCAACCAGUGUUUUCCUUUGAUGACCUGGAAGAAGUGGUGGCCAAGUUAGCAGCAGAGAGGGAGCAACCACUGAUGAAUCUUUAUGAAGGAACAGCCUGUGAUGUCAUCAACAAUGAAGGCUUGUCUCACAGUGACACUCACCUGCCUCAGUUAAACAAACCAUGGCAUCACAACUUGUACACCCGGACACCUGAGAGAACUGGUCCACCUCUGCCAGGUGCCGGUGGGAUUGUGUCAGGCUGCGAUCAAGAGGAAGAGGAGGAAGUGGAGGUGGACGUUCUGCUUUACUCCCCAGUCAAAGUGCCUCAGACCGGGGAGCGUGAGGAUGGUCUCAUCAACACAGAGAUAACUCUAGAUGAAGACGAGGAGGAAGAUGUGAAUGAGAUCGAUGUGACGGGAUGAGGCUGAAUAACCUUUGUAUAUGUGCAUAGUUUUAGAAUAUAUUGUGUGUCUAGUUCAGCACUUUUGGUGUGCCAAACCUAAUGUUCUCUCUGUUCUGGUUUUAUUUAUGUUCACAGAGAUGUGAGGCAAUGUAUAAUAGAUUUUUACAUCCUUCCUUUUCUGUUACUUUUCAUCAUCAGUCAGUGUCUAGCAGUCAUAAGCUCUGUACAUUUAAAAAUCACAGGUUGAUUGCAUUCAUUUAGUUCAAUAUACAAGGUUGGAAUGGUUGUUUAAUUUUCAUUAAUGAUAUGAAAAGGCAUUGAUACAAGUCUGAAAGGAAUCAUUAAUGUUUACAUUUAAUGUUUGUCAGUUUUAUUCAUUUUACAUUCUGAGUGAAAUUUGAAUUGUCAGACUGAUUAAAGUAGAAAGCACUUCUGUAAGUAACUACUGUAAAGAAUAUUUUAUUUUGAGCCUGUUUGUGUAAAGUGCAUGGCGUUUUAUGUAAAUGAGACUACAUAAUUAUGGUUUAUUAAAGAAACAG